AGUAUCCUGAUUGCCAACCAACUGGAGAUGUUGGGGGUUGCAUUCCCACCUUUCUGAAGUGCCUGAAAAACUAUCACUCUUGCCUGACUAAAUCACUAUCACCAUGGGGGAAAGGAAAGGAGUCAACAAGUAUUACCCACCUGAUUUUGAUCCAGCCAAGCAUGGCUCCCUUAACAAAUAUCGCAAUAGCCAUCCGUUGCGGGAAAGAGCUCGUAAACUGUCCCAGGGUAUCCUCAUCAUCAGAUUUGAGAUGCCCUAUAAUAUUUGGUGUGAUGGCUGCCAGAAUCACAUUGGGAUGGGUGUUCGCUACAAUGCAGAGAAGAAGAAGGUCGGUAAUUAUUACACCACUCCUAUUUUCAG
Thamnophis sirtalis is the source of this 360-nucleotide messenger RNA. Lineage: Eukaryota; Metazoa; Chordata; Lepidosauria; Squamata; Natricidae. The record is from RefSeq and is a predicted model, not a curated record.